Messenger RNA from Desarmillaria tabescens, 494 nucleotides. RefSeq lists its product as uncharacterized. The record is from RefSeq and is a predicted model, not a curated record. Bases 74 to 457 code for a protein of 127 amino acids. NCBI's taxonomy places the organism in Eukaryota, Fungi, Basidiomycota, Agaricomycetes, Agaricales, Physalacriaceae. The transcript has a single exon.
UUCGGUACAUCUAUCUUGACGUCGGGAAACACGGUUGAGGUAUCCGAGCGGGACAGAGCCAGCCGUGGACGGAAUGGGAAGGAUGCUGCUACUUAGCGUAGUACGUACUAGUAGCAAUCUGAUUCUAUGCAUAUUAAUAGCAAUAAGAUCGAGCCCACGAAGCCUAAUGGAACCCUAUGACACCGACACACUGAGCUCGAAAUGGCUCGAUUUGAGCUGGAAAAUGGUUCACAUUUCGAAGCCACAACGAGCGGAAUGGAGCCCCAUCGACCAUUUCCCUGGGCUUGAUUUGGCUCAGUGUGGCUCGACCGACUUUUCACUGGGAAUGAUUGUGCAUCUGCCUUUUCGAACUAAUCAUCAAACGUGUCCCGUGACGUGUAUCGACCCAAUGUCCAUGGACUAUACUCUUGCCAUUGGGGAAAAGAUUGUAUUCGCGGCUCCGACAUCCAGAUCAUGAGAGCCCGGUUGUUGAGGAUACGCCUGGUUCAACAACG